Messenger RNA from Oryctolagus cuniculus (rabbit), 2287 nucleotides. Lineage: Eukaryota; Metazoa; Chordata; Mammalia; Lagomorpha; Leporidae. The record is from RefSeq and is a predicted model, not a curated record.
CUAAGCUGCUUGAGUGAACUGAUCCAACUAUAUCAAGAACCUUUGAGAACAAAAUUUUCAAGCACACCUGAAGGAGUCAGACAGAAACCUACGGGUGUCUUGACCUGAUUAUCAUGGAACCUGACGACUUUGAAGACAAGGAGAUGUUGAGCUGGGAUAUUAAUGAUAUGAAGCUGCCACAGAAUGUGCAAAAGACUGACUCGUUCCAGGAGUGGCCAGAUUCCUAUGUGAAGCAUGUCUAUAGCUCUGAAGACAGGAACGCACAGAGGCACCUGAGCAGCUGGGCCAUGCGCAAUACCAACAACCACAACUCCCGCAUCCUCAAGAAGUCCUGCCUGGGCGUGGUGGUGUGUGGCCGCAACUGCUCUACAGAGGAGGGGCGCAAGAUCUACCUGAGACCUGCGAUUUGCGACAAAGCCAGGCAGAAGCAGCAGCGGAAGCACUGUCCCAACUGCGAUGGACCGCUCAAGCUCAUUCCAUGCCGAGGCCAUGGUGGAUUCCCGGUCACCAACUUCUGGAGGCAUGAUGGCCGCUUCAUCUUUUUCCAGUCAAAGGGGGAACAUGAUCAUCCAAAACCAGAAACCAAGCUGGAAGCCGAAGCAAGAAGAGCAAUGAAGAAAGUGCACACUGCACCUUCCUCCAUCUCCCUAAAGCUGAAGAGGAGCCCAGACACAAGGCCUUUUCCAGGUGAAACACAAAGUCAAGGAAGUUUCCCUUUAACUUGGUCUUUCCAAGAGGGUGUCCAGUUGCCUGGUAGUUACAGUGGACAUUUAAUAGCUAACCCUCCCCAGCACACAGCCUUCAGUGAUUGCUUAUCAUUCUCCAAGAGCUAUGGUCCGGGGGAAACCACCAGUCUGGCAGACCAGGCUUCCAUGCUGGACCCCCCCAAGCUCUAUGAAAAGCGCAGAUUUUCCUCCAAUAGGCUGUACAAUAGUGGAGACCUGCUUCAGCCUUCUGCCUCUGGAGCCUACCCGGAUUAUGACGAUCUGCAACCAUGGAGCAAAAAUGCUGCUUUGGGGAGAAAUCCUCUUAAUGACAAUUAUUGCCCCAAUUACCCUUUUCCUCUGACCAGCUGGCCUUGUGACUUCUUUCCUUCCCAGAACUCUUCCGAACCCAUUUCCCAGCAGAUUCCGUUGGAACCACCUGCAGCCAAAACUGGCUGCCACUCCUUAUGGCCAAAUCCAGGAGGAGAGGUUUAUGAAGAGAAAGCACCCGUGGAUUUGAACAGCUAUGUCCCUUCCUUCAUGUACCAUGCACCCCAGGAAGACCCCUUUCUCCUCACCUAUACCUCUCAUCCUCACCAGCAAUAUUCACUGCCAGGCAAGAGCAACAAGUGGGAGUUUGAGGAAGAAAUGAUGUGCAUGGAUUUGGAGCACUGCAACAGUGAAAUGUUUCUAAACCUCUGUCCUUUAAGAUGACUGAAUUACCCUGCACACAUAUACACACGCUCACAUGUGCUUUGGGAAAAUGGCUGGAAGAAUCUCCUCAGGGAAAAAAUUUCAAAGAUGUUCUCAUUGAUUUCAAUGGAAAUCAUGACAAGUAAUGGUCAAGACUUCUCUCCUCACACAAGUCAUCUUUUUGACUCCUCUUCCACACUAGUACUUCCUUCCUAAGCAGGCAUUGGAAAUGUGUCCAAUCUGUAGGUGAAAGAGCUUUGCUCCCCACCUCCCACCCUCCAGUGUUGGGGGGCUCUCAGCACCUCAGUUAUCCCUUGAGUUUUCUUUGUCACAGAUGCAUCUCGAUCAGAGCAGAGAUAUGGAAAGCGCACCUACCUAGGAUCUUACCUAUGCCUUCUUAGGGACUGAUACUGAAGGAACAGAAACUGGAUGGGUGGAAAAGCUGAAGAUUCUGCCGCUGAGCUGUUCCAUACUCUGUCUAGUCCUGGGGUUAGUUUUUAAAAGGUGUGUUUCCUGGGUGAUUUCUAAGACUUGCCAUACAGGAAGAUGCCCUAACCCCAUGUUAUAAAGAGCAGAAAAAGUAAAUGGUCACACAUAGAGAAAUUCUGGCGGUGGCUAAUGGCUUCCUCUGUCUUUCCUUCCCUUCUCCUUCCCCAGUGACUUCUUCCACAAGGGCUUGGGUUUUGUCCUCUUUAGCUUUACUCUUAAUGGCACCAAACUCAGUGCCAUGUUUGUAAUACAGGGGAAAAUGUUUAUAGAAGUCUUAGUGUAAUUAUCAUAGCCAUGGUUGGCCAGCAGUAUUUGAAUGCAACUUCCUCUUCUUUGCUGAAGUACUUUAUGUUAAAGGUGAGUCUAGCCAUGAACUUUGGAAAGAGCCAUACAAUAAAAAG